Molecule: messenger RNA, 1005 nt
Organism: Emys orbicularis (European pond turtle)
Lineage: Eukaryota; Metazoa; Chordata; Testudines; Emydidae
Product: olfactory receptor 14A16-like
Exons: 1
Coding region: 1-1005 (334 amino acids)
Biological process (GO): G protein-coupled receptor signaling pathway
Cellular component (GO): membrane
Molecular function (GO): G protein-coupled receptor activity; olfactory receptor activity; odorant binding
Source: RefSeq, a predicted model, not a curated record
AUGGAGAAGAAAAUAUCCAACCGAACCACUGUGACCGAGUUCCUUCUCCUGGGAUUCUCUGACAUUCGGGAGCUGCAGAUUUUGCACUUUGUGGUAUUUCUGGUGCUUUACCUGGCAGCCCUGGUGGGGAAUCUUCUCAUUAUCACAGCUGUAGCCUUUGACCAUCACCUUCACACCCCCAUGUAUUUCUUCCUGACCAAUUUGUCCAUUCUAGACAUUGGCUCCAUUUCUGUCCCAGUCACCAAAUCCUUGGCCAACUCCCUCAUGAACACCAGGUCAAUUUCCUAUUCCGGAUGUGUGGCACAUGUCUUUUUCUUUAUAUUCUUUACUUCAACAGGUUUUGCCUUACUUACCAUGAUGGCGUAUGACCGAUAUGUCGCCAUCUGCCAACCAUUGCACUAUGAGAGAGUGAUGAACAGGAGAGCUUGCAUCCAGAUGGCAGCCAGUGCCUGGAUGAGUAUUUUUGUCUACUCUGUACUGCACACUGGGAACACAUUUGCAAUAUCUUUCUGUGGAGGCAACACAGUGGAUCAGUUUUUCUGUGAAAUCCCCCAGCUCCUCAAGCUCGCCUGCUCUGACUCAUACCUCAGUGAAGUUGGGGCUAGUGCCUUUAGUGUGUGCUUAGGCUUAAGCUUCUUUGUUUUUAUAGUUGUGUCAUAUGUUCAGAUCUUCACCAGAGUACUGAAAAUACCCUCUGAGCAGGGCCGGCAUAAAGCUCUAUCCACCUGCCUCCCUCACCUCAUUGUGGUCUCAUUGUUCUUUUUCACUGUAGCCUUUGCCUACCUGAAACCCAUCUACAGCUCAACAUCAGGUCUGGAUCUCAUGGUGGCUGUUCUCUAUUCUGUGGUGCCUCCAAUGAUGAAUCCGAUCAUCUAUAGCAUGAGGAAUAAGGAGAUCAAAGCUGCACUGAAGAAACUGAUAGGGGGGAAGUUAUUCACCAAAACCAAAAUAUCCAUCUUUGAUCAUGAUUUCUUUUGGUGUUUCUUUUCAAAUAUAAUCAAAUGA